Neltuma alba is the source of this 1963-nucleotide messenger RNA. Its product is annotated as probable serine/threonine-protein kinase PBL7. The transcript has 6 exons. The record is from RefSeq and is a predicted model, not a curated record. Bases 8 to 1540 code for a protein of 510 amino acids. Gene Ontology annotation, biological process: protein phosphorylation. Gene Ontology annotation, molecular function: ATP binding; protein kinase activity. Lineage: Eukaryota; Viridiplantae; Streptophyta; Magnoliopsida; Fabales; Fabaceae.
CUUCUAAAUGGGGUUUUCCCAAGAAACCUGCACUGACUCCUGGGAGUCUUCGAAUCCACAAAAUGCUCCUGAUACAGUCACCGAUGACUACUACGACUAUAACAAGCUCAAGUUCAGAAGCACUUGGAGAAAAAUGCUCUGGAUGAUUGGGUCUGCCUGUAUCUCCCUGCCUCGCCGCCGGCGGAACGCCGGGGUGAUGAUUCAGGGUCAAGGCAAAAACAAGGCGUGGCUACUGGCGGAGUCCGGCGGUUGUCCGGCGGAGUCGACGAAUGCCGACCCACAAUCGGUUCACUCAUCUUUCAGGUUCAACAUAUGUUCUCAGGUUGAGCUGGAAUCUUUGGAAAUGAGUUCUUCCGCUGCUGCGACAGUCUUGAUGGUGAAUUUGGAUAAUGGGGUGAGUGAAUCUGGAGCUCGGGAGCUAAAAUGGUGGAGAAUAGAUUCAUUGAAUAAGAGCAUAUUGCCAGUGACCAAUACUCUGAUCAGAUUCAACUACAGUGAAAUCCUGUCUGCUACCCAGAAUUUCUCCAAAGGCAGAGUAUUGGGAAGAGGGGCGUUGAGCUGUGUUUUCAGAGGAAAAAUUGGACUUCUGAGGAGUGCCGUGGCAAUUAAGAGACUGGACAAAGAAGACAAGGAGUGCGCAAAGUCAUUCUGUAGAGAACUGAUGAUUGCUAGCUCUCUUCACAACCCAAACGUUGUUCCUCUUGUGGGGUUUUGUGCUGAUCCAGAGGAGGGUUUGUUUCUGGUCUACAAAUUUGUCUCAGGAGGCAGCUUAGAGCGCCACUUGCAUGGGAAGAAGAAGGGUGUAAAGGGAAAUUCACCACUGCCUUGGUCUGUGAGAUAUAAAGUUGCAGUUGGGAUCGCCGAAGCAAUCUCUUAUCUGCAUAAUGGAACUAAAAGAUGUGUUGUUCACAGAGACAUUAAGCCCUCUAACAUUCUUCUUUCCUCUAGAAAGUCUCCCAAGCUAUGUGAUUUUGGAUUAGCUACAUGGACUUCAGCACCUUCGAUUCAUUUCCUUUGCAAAACGGUUAAAGGAACAUUUGGCUAUUUGGCUCCUGAGUAUUUCCAACAUGGGAAGGUGUCAGAUAAGACUGAUGUUUAUGCUUUUGGAGUGGUGUUAUUGGAACUCAUAACUGGUAGGAAGCCCAUUGAAGCAGAAAGGCCACCAGGAGAAGAGAAUUUAGUCUCAUGGGCUAAACCAUUGCUUCAGAAAGGGAAAGAAGCCACUGAAGAACUGCUUGAUCCUCAACUCAAUUACACCUUAAAAUCCUCAAACCAGAUAUCUCGUAUGAUUGAAGCUGCAGCAGCCUGUGUCACAAACGAAGAAUCUCGCAGACCCGGCAUUAACGAGAUCAUCGCAAUCCUGAAAGGUCAAGAACCAGUCUUCUCUAAAAGGAGGAAGCCAUCUUUCCGUGUUAAUGGAUCCGUAUUUGAUUCUUAUACUCAGUUACAAGAAACAAACACAGAGAUUAAAAGUCACUUGGCUUUGGCUAUGUUGGGCAUUUCAGAGUUUGAAGAUGAUGAUUACCUCUUUGGUCGCUAAAACAUGACAGCUUAGAAAUAUUUAAGUGGACUUGACAUGCUGAAGACAGAUAGACUAAACUAAUCAUUAGUUAAACUGCAAAAGUUUAUAAUCAUAUCAUUGGUUUAGUCUAAUGAUAAUUUUGUAAAUCAGGUAUGCUUACGAAUCUGCCUUUUUUUUUUAAAUUUUUUUGAUAGGAUUAGAUGUGGAAAAGUGUUGACCUUUUGUAUAUAGAUAGGAGCUCAAAGGAAGAUUGUUGGGUUUAUAUCUUCCAUUUGUCCUUUUGAUUCUCUUAAAGGGUGGAGUGUGAUGGCUUUUUCUUUGUUUUUUUUUUUUUUUUGGCUUUUUUCCUUUUGGUCGGAAGACUUUUAUUUGUACGAGAUUGUUGUAAGUUGAUGGUUCUGAAGCAUUCAUGUUUAAGAAUGAGUAGUGGGAUUUUCAUUU